CGAGCAUGGUUCGAAGUUGCACCAAAGCGCGAUUCGAAGCCUACUGUAGACAUGGUUCGAGCCUGGUGGGAGCCUAGUUACGAGCGGGAAACGUAACCAUGGCGAGCAAAGGCAUGGAGGCAAGCGACGUUCUCGAGGAGGAACGAGGUCGACGGGAGACGCGUGGGGACGCGAGACGAAAGAGAAGGUUGAGGGCGGUGUCACCAGCGUCACAGGAUGUCAUAACAGCCUUUGAGGGAAGGCUGGCCAAGAGGGGCUUGGCUACGGGGGACGUCCACGAGCAACUCGACACUCUUGACUUCGAGGAGGAUGGGGGUGGCACAGUCGAGUCACUUGAAGGUAAGCUUCAAGGUGCCUUUAACUCGUUCAUAGCUAACAUGAGUAGGGCUGUGGAAGAGCUUCAAGGGUGCUUUGCGAGCACGGGUGGCGAGACAAGCCACACAGAACCUCCAGUCCAUGCGGGGGCAUGGAAGCCAUGGGGAGGGCAGCGAGGGACGUGCUCAACGCCAUCAUUAGGGCUGGUGAGGAGUCCAGCCACAUGGGGAAGGUCAGCCACAUGGGGAAGUCCGAGCCCAGGGAGGCAGAGGACGUGGCGUCGAUCUCACACAACUUGCGGCAAAGGCAAGGGAGCAAUGUUGCCAAGCCUGAGGAGUCCAGCUAGAUGGGAGAACCCAAGCCUGAGGAGGCCAAGGACGUGGCACAGGACGUGGGUGACUCAUGGCAACAGCAAGGCGAGGAUGCAACAGAGACUUGCGAGAGGGAUCGAGGCACUUGACGCAAGGCGCCUUGACGAGGGUGUCAAGGGCUUUGAUGGGGGAGAGUGUCACGGCACGCGAGUUCGGGGGCCGAAGUCGAGGGCAUCGUGGCACGGAACUGUAGCCACAGGCACACAAGAGGUGUGUGCAGCGUCCAGGGGACAUGCCAAGCAGCGUCGCAGAGUGCGAGCACGAUCACAGGCGCCAGUGGAAGCGCAAGCAGGAGCGUGGACGCGGGCAUGCUGGACAAGGGUGUCAGUGUCGCGAUACGGGGUUACGAUUACGACACUUACGUAUACGAGACCAGAGUGAGUGAGCUGCUAGGUGAGUGAAUGCAUAGAGGGGUUGUGUACUCAUGCUCUUGUACACUUCCUUGCGAUCUUAAUAAAUUCUCUUCUUCUCC
This is a messenger RNA of Rubroshorea leprosula, 1158 nucleotides long. The record is from the annotation of a GenBank genome assembly. NCBI's taxonomy places the organism in Eukaryota, Viridiplantae, Streptophyta, Magnoliopsida, Malvales, Dipterocarpaceae.